AUGCUUUCUCUCAAAAAGGCCAUCGUCGGUAGCAAGAACAAUUCCAAGGUUGAUUCUGAAGAGAGUGUUUCAGGACACACCAUGAGCUCCACUGGAAGUAGCGACAGCAAGCAGAGCCGAAAGAAUCGCAAGACCAACAUGAUGGCAGACAUUAGCGAAUUGGGCCAUGAAAGCACCAUUGGUUCUCGCAAGAAGACACACAAGCACGGAGCCUCCAAGGAAGAAAUUGACUUCUUUUUGAAUAUGGACAAGAAGCAACUGCUGGAAAGGCUGGGACAAGUCGCUAUCGAAGAUGAAGUAACAACCAAGAAGUCAUCGAAGAAGAAGUCCAGGAAAUCGAUUAGAAGCAGAGAAACACCUGCCAGUGCACUUCUAAGGCAUUUGGAAGAGGGGCUAUGA
Molecule: messenger RNA, 399 nt
Organism: Seminavis robusta
Lineage: Eukaryota; Bacillariophyta; Bacillariophyceae; Naviculales; Naviculaceae
Source: the annotation of a GenBank genome assembly